ACAGUCGAGUAAUAUCUUUAUGUAUAUUAUUAAUACUGUAAUUCCACCUUUUGUUGCAAAAUUUGAACUAUAAACAUAUUACAGCCAAACCGGAUGUUCCUUUCCCUUCAAUAUUGCAACAUUGCUCAGCAAUGUUGCAAUAUUCCUUCGGUAAUUGGCUGGAGCAACUACCAAUCAACGCGGGCAAUUUGCAACUGACUUGGCGCCCAAAAUUUGAGUGUCAACUACAAGGGUUUAUUUUAAAUUUAUAUACAGUACCGGUAUUUAUAUCAGUUAUAUUUAGGCUAUAUGCUAUGUCGCAUGUCCAGAAAACCAAAAUUGCUUCGUUACCCGUUCGUAAGCGAAUGUUAAAUCUUUGGCUGGCUGGAGAAAGUUUUUCAGCUGUUGCUUCUCGCACUGGUGUCACAUCGAAGACUGUCUCAAAUAUUGUAAGACAGUUCACAGAGCGCGGUCAUUUGUUCCCAUUGAAGCCUGGCGGAAAAGAAAGGCAAAUUGCUACUCCCAUUGUUGUAGAAUACAUCGAAUUCCAAAAACUUUCCAAACCCAGCAUUACCGCUUUCGAGAUACAAGUAGCACUAAUGAACGAUGGUGUAUGCAACUUGGAAAAUUUGCCGUCGAAAUCGACUAUCAGCGAUGUGCUCAGGAAAGAUUUAAAUUUUACUUUUAAAAAGUUAAAAGUCGUGCCACAAGAGUCCUUAAACGAACAGAAUCAAGUAAAAUCAAUAGAGUACGCGAUGUUAAUGAGCCAAGUUGAUCCAUCGAGGGUACACUUCUUUGAUGAAUCAUCGGUUAAAAGAACGACAGGCAAUCGCCAUUAUGGGCAUGCUAAAAGGGGGAAGCGAGCUAUAGAAGUUAAACGUUACGCGUCCGAUUGUAACUACACUAUAAAUUUAUUGCAAAGCAGAUUUGGCAUAACCCACUACAACUUGCUAGAAGGAGCAUCAAAUGGUUUGGAAAUGUUACAUUUUUUCCACGAAAGCAUGCAAGUUGUAGAUGAGUUUUACGGAAAUCCUGUGUUAGCACAUGGGGACAUCGUCGUAAUGGAUAACUGUCGGUUUCAUCACGGACAUUUUGCGGAGGCAGAAUUGCGAAGAAUGCUUGGCCAAAGAGAUAUAACUCUGAUAUUCCAACCUCCAUAUUCUCCCGAAUUUAACCCUUGCGAGUUUAGUUUUAGUGUUAUUAAGUCGUUUCUCAGAAAGCAUGAAAAUUUUGCUUUAAACUUUACUGAACUCGCAAUUCUUCGCGCUUUAGAAGUUAUCACUCCAAACAUGUGCACAAACUUUUUCAGGCACUGUGGAUUUUUAGUUUAAACAUAUACGAUACUCGAUAGCUAAUUAAACUGUCUAUCAUAUAUCUAAACUACGUUAUAAUAUAGAAAUAACGUUACUAUAAUGUGUUUAAGCGUUGUUAAUUUUUGGUGUUGGUCUUGAACGAGUUGUAAGUAUUUUGCAAAUUCCAGUUGAAAUUUACAUACUAUACCUGCUUCUUUCGAUUGGGUUCCAUUUGGAUGCGAAUUUUUGUAUUUUUUGUCACAAAAUAAUCUAUUUUGAAUGUAAUCCAUGAUUGUUCCGUUACAUGCGUGGCUACGCCCAUUGAACCCAUGGCCAGCGAACGAAAAUAUGUCUGAUUUACU
Messenger RNA from Paramuricea clavata, 1633 nucleotides. The record is from the annotation of a GenBank genome assembly. NCBI's taxonomy places the organism in Eukaryota, Metazoa, Cnidaria, Anthozoa, Malacalcyonacea, Plexauridae.